Messenger RNA from Adelges cooleyi (spruce gall adelgid), 2770 nucleotides. RefSeq names its product transcription factor SOX-11-like. The record is from RefSeq and is a predicted model, not a curated record. Lineage: Eukaryota; Metazoa; Arthropoda; Insecta; Hemiptera; Adelgidae. Gene Ontology annotation, molecular function: DNA-binding transcription factor activity, RNA polymerase II-specific; RNA polymerase II cis-regulatory region sequence-specific DNA binding. Gene Ontology annotation, biological process: cell differentiation; anatomical structure morphogenesis; regulation of DNA-templated transcription. Bases 617 to 2035 code for a protein of 472 amino acids. The transcript has 2 exons.
CUCCCGAACGUCGCCGCUGUUAGUAUACCACGCGCGCUCGUCCACAUCGGUUCGUUGGUCUGGCCGUACAAAACCGAGAAACGAGGAAGGACAUUUGAGAUAUAUAUAUAUAUAUACAUACAUACAUUGUGUGUGUUCGCGCUUACGUCGUCGUCGUCCCAUCUGAUCGCGGUGUAUAAUAGUAGUCGGCAACAGCAGCGGCAGUAGUAGUCUCUCCGUGUGCGCGCGUACAGUCAGUCGUUUGCAGUCUCGCCGGCUGGUACGACAUGCCGUCCGUUCGUCGGCAAUACAACAACAACAACAACGAGCAGCAACAGUACUAGUGCAGUUGAUAUCGUUUUUUUAUUUUUUUUUCCGAACUGUGCGCCCGCGACGACUUGACGAUUUUCGUUGUCCGUAGCAGCAAAAAAAAAAAAUGUUAUCGGAAUAGAAGAGAGAAUAAACUAGUGAUUUUUUUUUUUGUUGAGAUUUAAAAAAAAAAAUUUAAGAGAAUUUUUUUUUUUUUUAAUCCAUACGCGUCCCGCCGAGACUUCUUUGACCGUGCGAAAAAUAAUUUUUUUUACGAGUGUAAAUUAAUUUUAUUAAAUUUAAUAUUUUUCGUCCACCGACCGACACGAUGGUGCCCAAACAAGAGAACCGCGACGACACGACGGAUACCAACGCGGACGUUACGCAGCAACCGCUGUUCGGAUCGCAGCUCGUCGACGAAAAUUCACCGACACCGUACUCGGACGCAACACAGACAAAAAAGAACAACCCGAACCACAUCAAGAGGCCGAUGAACGCGUUCAUGGUGUGGUCACAGAUCGAAAGACGCAAGAUUUGCGAACUGCAACCGGACAUGCACAACGCGGAAAUAUCGAAGAAACUCGGUAUGCUGUGGAAGACGUUAUCCGAAGAACAGCGCAAACCGUUUAUCGAAGAAGCCGAACGAUUGAGGCUGAUGCACCUAAAGGAAUACCCCGACUACAAGUACAGACCCCGCAAGAGGACGCCCAAGAACGCGGCCACCGGUGCGCCGCCGUCGGCCGCCACCGCCACGGCUGUGACCAAGCCGCAGUUGACGCCCCAGUCCAAGUUCCGGAAGAACAUGUGCAAAAAAUACGCCAACAACAUUAGCCGCGUCACGUCCACGGUUCAGUCCGGCGCCGUCCACCUUCUGGAGACGACCGGCAACAGUCACAGUGCCGCCGCCGGAAGGACGUCGUCGUCGCCGCUGGACCCGAAAUCGUUCUUCCGCCGCAACCCAAUCAUACAGGUGAACAGGAUGAGCCCCGUCAACCCGGACCGGCUCAAGUAUCACUUUACCAUCGAGACGUCCAAACCCAAAGACCUGUUGACGGCGACCGAGGUGCGCAUACCCGCGUCCGUCAACGCCAAGGUGCCCACCAGUCCGACUUGCGACUCGCCCAAUUCGCCGGAAAGCGCCACGUUCUACGACGAAUCUCCGGCGUCGUGCUACGACAGUAAGCCGCUCAAGAUAAAAGUACUCAACCCGCUGAACACGUCCGCCACGAUAACCGUGCUGCCCGAAACCGACAUGAUGGACGCCGACGACGACGACGACAUGCUGCUCAGUCCCGGCUCGGCGUCCCUGAUGUCGGACCACCAGAUGGACAUGCACGCGUCCACCGCCGACCUCAUCUCCAGGAACCUGAUGAAGGACGACCUGCUGGUGAAAGCCGAGCCGAACACGUCGUCGCCAUUCUUCAAGACGGACAGCCCGUCGUUCUUCGUCAAGGAAGAGCCGUUGGACUGCGAGUCCGAGACGGCCGCCCUCGGCCGAGUCGGCGAGAACCCGUCCCUGGCCGACCUCGACUCCCUCACCGACCUAAUCCAGAUGCCGUCCGACUUCAAGAUGGACAUCGACUGCCUGGCGUCCGACCUCAACGGCGGCGGCGACGGUACCGGCGUCCGGCAGAGCUCGCAUUUGGAGUUCUCGUGCACGUCGGACAUGACGGACAUCCUGUCGCACAUGGGCGUCACCGCCGACUGGGAAGACGGUCCGCUCGGCCGCCUCAUCAACGGCUGCUGAAGCGGCGUGCGGCCAUCGUCGUCCACCUGCCCCUACAUUAAAAAUUCAGGUAUUCUGUGAUUGGUUAUUUUUUUUUAAAGUUAAUUUAUUCAUUUAAAUAUUACGUUUCUUCUUCUUUCUUCAUAUGAAAUUAUUAUAAUUAUUAUUAUUUUUAUUAUUAUGUAUAAACAUAUAUAACAACAAAACAUAAAAACGCGUUUGGAGUAAUAAAAAUUGCAUACAUUAUAUUUAUAUAUCUAUAUAUAUAUAUAUAUUAUACAUCUCGCUCGUUAUUUUUUACUAUUGAUAUCACAUGGUUUUAUUUUUUAUCUUUUGAUUAAUUUUUUUCCCCUUUUGGCGCAUCCCUCACACGUGUACAUUUUUUUAUGUAAUACGUUUAAAAAUAUUUAAUAAAAAUACGAUAUAAUAUUAUAACGCAUACCUUGUUUUUUUUAGCACAGCGUAAUUAAAAAAAAAAAUAAUAUAACACAAUUUAAUUUCUUCCGUACACAUGCUGUGUUGUUUUAAUAUUUCUAGUUAAGCUUUAAACGAUUUCGCUUUAAAAAUACCUUUUGAAUAUUUUUAUUUUACUCCAAGUGUGAACAUUUUUUUUUUUUGUUAAGAUGUUUUUAUUUAUAUAUUUUUUAAUAAUUAUCACGUUGUACUAUAAUAAUAAUUAUACUGUUGCUUAAGUGUUGAUACGUAUAUAGGGUGCUUCCAUUUUUAUUUCAAAAAAAAAAAAAAAAAAAGCUAAAA